This is a messenger RNA of Glycine soja, 688 nucleotides long. Its product is annotated as non-specific lipid-transfer protein 1-like. Gene Ontology annotation, biological process: lipid transport. Gene Ontology annotation, molecular function: lipid binding. Gene Ontology annotation, cellular component: membrane. The record is from RefSeq and is a predicted model, not a curated record. The transcript is spliced from 2 exons. NCBI's taxonomy places the organism in Eukaryota, Viridiplantae, Streptophyta, Magnoliopsida, Fabales, Fabaceae. Bases 112 to 468 code for a protein of 118 amino acids.
CCCCUCUAUAUAAACCCUACACCCAGCACCGCUCAUACUCACCAAGUGAACCAAUAUAGCCCAAGCCCUAUACAACCAAACCCUAACACACACCCAUUUGAUUCAGUUUCCAUGGCUAGCCUCAAGGUUGCAUUUUUGGCUGCAGUGCUCUGCAUGGUUGUGGUGAGUGCACCCAUGGCACAUGCAGCUAUCACGUGCGGGCAGGUGACGAAUAGCCUGAUCAAUUGCAUCGGUUACCUCCAGAACGGAGGAACGCCGCCGUCGGGAUGCUGCAACGGAGUGAAGAGCCUCAAUGCCGCCGCCAAGACCACCGCCGACCGCCAGACGGCGUGCAACUGCCUCAAGUCGGCCGCCAGCCAAAUCUCCGGCUUCAAAGCCAACAACGCCGCCUCGCUCCCCGGCAAAUGCGGAGUCUCCAUCCCCUACAAGAUCAGCACCUCCACCAACUGCGCUACCAUCAAGGUUUGAAGAGAAAGUCAUGGACGCAGGAAACCGGAAACUACUCACUAGUAUAUGAGUAGCAUUAUUAAUAUUAAGAAUAAGAUCGAGGGUGAUGAGGGCUCCACUUAUAUGCCCCUCUCCUCUUGUAUGAGAGAUUUGUAUUGGAUAGCUUUAAAUUGUGUUGCGUUGUUAUUUCUCUGUAUGAGUUACACAUAGUUAUAUCUACUUUAAUAUUGGGUUCUCCCUA